Molecule: messenger RNA, 216 nt
Organism: Penicillium argentinense
Lineage: Eukaryota; Fungi; Ascomycota; Eurotiomycetes; Eurotiales; Aspergillaceae
Exons: 1
Coding region: 1-216 (71 amino acids)
Source: RefSeq, a predicted model, not a curated record
AUGUCUCGAUGGUCGUUCCCGGAGCCUUUCCCAAGUCUUACUAGCCUCAACUCCCUCGCCCUGAGGACAAAGUAUGGUUCCGUGACCACGACUAGUGGCUUGUCUGCGCCCUUGUCACUCUCGAAACUCGAGCACCGGUCUCGCAAUGGCGGCGCCGUGGUUGGCCGUGGCAGGAUUGGAGUGCGCCAAUCAUGCCGUCUCUAUGCUUACCAGUAG